UUCUACUCCUCCGUCUUUCGCGACCUCAUCUCCGAUGGUUUUCUCUCCCCUGAUUCCAAGUCUCUCUGCGUGGAAGCUACGCCUACUGGCCGAGAGGUUUUCUCCCUCAGAGAGAUUGGUGUGAAGGACUCCAUCGGUAUCUCUAAGAAGGCUUCCCGUCCGUUGGUGGUGAAAGGCGAGGGUCACUCUAUACCCUUCCAGGACAAUACAUUCGACUUCAUCUUCUCCGGAGGCGGCCGCCUUGGGAAGUCGUUGAAGCCGUUGGAGUUUGCCGACGAGAUUAGCAGAACACUGAAGCCCCAAGGGAUUGCGGUGGUUCACGUUGCUGCUACUGAUACUUACAGUUUCAAUUCAUUCCUUGAUUUGUUUAAUUCUUGCAGUUUAGUGAAGAUGCGUGAUUUAGAUGCUCCUUUUGAUUCUCCUCAUAUCAGAGAAUUCGUUAUUCAGAAAUACUCUGGAGGAGGUCACCAUAAGAAGAGUUCUGGUGGUGGUGGUGGCAAGUGCUGGAUCCCUGGUUACAAAACAGACUUGAUUCGAGACGCUGAGCCACUCAUUCAAGAGGAGCCUCUUAAGCCAUGGAUCACUCUCAAGCGCAACAUUCAAAACGUUAAAUACAUCCCUUCCUUGGUAGAUAUUCGUUUCAAGAGUAGAUACGUAUACGUUGAUGUUGGUGCUCGCAGUUACGGAUCUAGUAUCGGGAGCUGGUUCAAGAAACAGUACCCCAAGCAGAACAAGACUUUUGAUGUUUUCGCUAUUGAGGCCGACAAGGCCUUUCACGAGGAGUAUAAGAUUAAGAAGAAGGUGCAGUUGUUGCCCUAUGCAGCCUGGGUGAGGAACGAGACUUUGUCCUUUGAGAUCAAUCACGAUCCUGGAAAAGAAGUGGAAGCCAAAGCAAUGGGCAGGGGGAUGGGCAGAAUCCGGCCUGUUAAGAAAUCUUCCUCGAGCUUAGCUGGAGAAGUGAAUCUGAUCCAAGGGUUUGAUUUCGCUGACUGGUUGAAGAAGAGUGUGAGAGAGAGGGACUUUGUUGUGAUGAAGAUGGAUGUUGAAGGAACCGAAUUUGAUCUGAUACCCAGGCUGAUCGAGACAGGAGCAAUUUGUCUAAUCGAUGAGCUGUUCCUUGAAUGCCAUUACAACAGGUGGCAGAGAUGUUGUCCUGGCCAAAGGAGCCAGAAGUACAACAAGACUUAUAACCAGUGCUUAGAGCUCUUCACUUCGCUCAGACAAAGUGGGGUGCUUGUCCAUCAAUGGUGGUAAUGGUUGCAUUAUCUCCUUCUUCCAUGGCUUGGGGUGAUUUUUAAUCUAUAAAUGUACUUUCUUCUUCUAGAAUAUAAACAACAAGGAUAUUGUAGGGUUUUCUAUUAAAGAAAAAAAAAAAAAAAAACUCUGUUCUGUUUUUAAAUUCCCUUUACUGUAAGAACUUUAGAUUGAAAUGAAAAAAAUUGAGUUUCUCUCA
Brassica oleracea var. oleracea is the source of this 1453-nucleotide messenger RNA. RefSeq lists its product as uncharacterized. The record is from RefSeq and is a predicted model, not a curated record. Gene Ontology annotation, molecular function: S-adenosylmethionine-dependent methyltransferase activity. Lineage: Eukaryota; Viridiplantae; Streptophyta; Magnoliopsida; Brassicales; Brassicaceae.